Molecule: messenger RNA, 2439 nt
Organism: Thermochaetoides thermophila DSM 1495
Lineage: Eukaryota; Fungi; Ascomycota; Sordariomycetes; Sordariales; Chaetomiaceae
Product: ATP-dependent RNA helicase-like protein
Exons: 1
Coding region: 1-2439 (812 amino acids)
Biological process (GO): rRNA processing
Cellular component (GO): nucleus
Molecular function (GO): RNA helicase activity; ATP binding; nucleic acid binding
Source: RefSeq, a predicted model, not a curated record
AUGGCCGCGCCUGGGACAAAGGGCAAGAAGGCAGCGCCCAAAAAGUUAGAACCGUCGAGAAAGGUCAAGCGCCAAAAGGAAAAGGAAAACCUCGAGAAACUGCAAAAUGCCAUCGACCAGCUCGACCCCAAGAAUCCCGAUCUCAAAAAGUUCGCCGACCUCCCUCUUUGCGAACCGACCGCGUCCGGCCUGCGCGCAUCCCACUAUGAGGUGAUGACAGACAUUCAACGUGCUGCGAUUCCACUUGCGCUCAAGGGUCGCGAUAUUCUCGGUGCCGCAAAGACGGGCAGCGGCAAGACCCUCGCCUUCCUCGUCCCUGUCCUCGAGAAGCUCUACCGCGCCCAAUGGACCGAAUACGAUGGCCUCGGUGCUCUGAUCAUCAGCCCAACCCGUGAGCUGGCGAUCCAGAUUUUCGAGGUGCUGCGGAAGAUCGGGCGACACCACUACUUCUCGGCCGGUCUGGUCAUCGGCGGCAAGAGUCUGAAGGAAGAGGCCGAGCGCUUGGGUCGUAUGAACAUUCUUGUGUGCACGCCGGGUCGCAUGCUUCAGCAUCUCGAUCAGACGGCAAAUUUCGACGUGAACAACCUCCAGAUCCUUGUCCUUGACGAAGCCGACCGUAUCAUGGACAUGGGUUUCCAGCAGGCGGUUGACGCACUCAUCGAACACCUGCCCAAGAGUCGCCAGACUCUCCUGUUCUCCGCUACCCAGAGUAAGCGCGUCUCCGAUCUUGCGCGGUUAAGUCUGAAGGAUCCGGAGUAUGUCUCCGUUCACGAAGCAGCCCCGACAGCGACCCCGGCGACCCUCCAACAACAUUACAUUGUCACCCCGUUGCACGAGAAACUUGAUACUCUCUGGGGUUUCCUGCGCUCCAACCUCAAGAGCAAGAUCCUCGUGUUCCUAUCGUCGGGCAAGCAGGUGCGGUUUGUGUACGAGAGUUUUAGGCGUAUGCAGCCGGGUAUUCCUUUGCUACACCUCCAUGGGCGACAGAAGCAGAUUGCGCGCAUGGAGAUCACCAACCGAUUCGCCGCGGCGAAAUACUCUUGUCUCUUUGCAACCGACGUCGUUGCCAGAGGUAUCGACUUCCCUGCUGUCGACUGGGUUAUUCAGGUCGACUGCCCCGAAGACGCCGAUACCUACAUCCAUCGUGUCGGACGGACGGCGCGGUACGAGAGUAAAGGGCGAGCUGUCCUCUUCCUGCUUCCCAGCGAGGAGGAAGGGUUCUUGAAGCGGUUGGAACACAAGAAGGUUCCGAUCCAAAGGGUACAUGUUCGUGAGAAGAAAAAAAAGAGCAUUAAGAACGAGCUACAAAGCUUGUGCUUCCAGUUUGCAGAUGUGAAGUACCUAGGGCAGAAGGCCUUCAUCUCCUACGUCCGGUCUGUGUACCUGCAGAAGGACAAGGAGGUCUUCAAGUUUGAUGCGCUUGAUCUAGACACGUUUGCUGAGUCCCUUGGUCUGCCAGGUACACCGCAGAUUAAGUUCCAGAAGGGAGAGGACGUCAAGAGGUUAAAGAACAUGCCACGUGCGCUCCUGUCAAGCGACGACGAGAGCGACUCCGAUGGAGCAGGCAAGAAGAAGGAGCAGGUAAAGACUAAGUACCAAAAGCUCGCCGAGAGGCAGAACCAAGACGUGCUCUCAUCCCACUAUCGCAAGCUCGUGGAAGACGAUAACCAACAAGACGGCGAAGAAGACGACUUUCUUCCCGUCAAGCGCGUUCUCGAAGGCGACGCCGAGCUCGACGCCGCGGCCGGAGGCUCCGGCGCGCCGGAGGAAAAGCCGAAGGUGGUUAAGCUUGGCAAGACCGAGUUGGUCAUCGACUCGCACCGCCGCGAGAAGCUCCUCAAGUCGAAGAAGAAACUGGCCAAGUACAUGGAAAAGGGGCAGAAGCUUGUGUUCGACGACGAGGGCAAUGCGCAUCCCAUAUAUGAGCUGCAGAACGAGGAGGAGUUCCACCGUGAGGGUCCUGUCGAUGAGCUGCGCAAGCGCUUCCUCGAGACGGAGACCGAGAAAGUCAAGGAGGCGGAUAUCGAAGACAAGGAGAUCGCCAAGAAGAGACUCAAAGAAAAGAGGCUCAAGCGCAAGCUGCGCGAGAGGGAGGAGAUGGGGCUCUUGGCUGGUCCUGCACCUGCUGGUGCUCAGUUGGCUGUCGAUGGGGAGGGGUCGGAUGGAGAGCAGGAAGAUCCUCUUGCGUUAUUGCGGUCGUUGCCUAUUGCUGGAGGUGGUGGCCGCGAUAGUGGGAGUGAGAGGAGCUACAGUGAGAGUGAGUCAGAGGAAGAGAAGCCGAAAAAGAGGAAGUGGUUCCAGAAGGAUGAGUCAUCGGAUGAGGAAGGCGGAGACAGGAAGAACAAGAAGCGCAAGGGAGGAAAGGUCAUUGAAAUGGGACAGGAGCCGACAACUUUGGAGGAUCUCGAGGCACUGGCUACUGGGCUGUUGGAGGAUUAA